AUGGCCUCCAAGACUGCCCCCUCUCGAGGUGUUGACCUCAAGUCCGCUGGACAUCCCAACCAAACACUCUACUGCACCAAUCUUCCCGAUAAGCUCAACAAGCAUGACCUCCGCUCCUCGCUCUACUCCCUCUUCUCCACCUACGGCACUGUCCUGGACGUCGUGGCCAUGAAGACGCACAAGAUGCGAGGACAGGCCCAUAUCGUCUUCAAGGACAUUCAAGCCAGCACACAAGCCAUGCGCGCUCUUCAAGGAUUUGAAUUUUUCGGCAAGGAAAUGAAAAUUGUCUAUGCUAAGGGUGCAUCCGAUAUCCUGGCCAAGCUUCGCGGCACGUACAACCCACCCGCCCUCGGCGCUGCUCCGACUGGAGCUUCGACAGAUCUUCAAAAGUCCAUUUUCAGCGGACCACCCGGCGCACUUCCCUCUCGGCCGGCAGCCGAGACAAAUGGAGAGGCACAUGGCGUUAAGCGACCUCGCCAGGAUGAGAGCGAUGAGGAAGAGGCGCCGAUGGAAGAGGACAGCGACGUGCCCAUGGAGGCUUCCUCGGAUGAAGAUUAA
Molecule: messenger RNA, 558 nt
Organism: Penicillium subrubescens
Lineage: Eukaryota; Fungi; Ascomycota; Eurotiomycetes; Eurotiales; Aspergillaceae
Product: U2 snRNP complex subunit MSL1
Exons: 3
Coding region: 1-558 (185 amino acids)
Biological process (GO): mRNA splicing, via spliceosome
Cellular component (GO): U12-type spliceosomal complex
Molecular function (GO): pre-mRNA intronic binding; U12 snRNA binding
Source: RefSeq, a predicted model, not a curated record